Messenger RNA from Octodon degus (degu), 1377 nucleotides. It is a transcript of the gene Gdf1, whose product is annotated as growth differentiation factor 1. Bases 175 to 1284 code for a protein of 369 amino acids. Gene Ontology annotation, biological process: BMP signaling pathway; SMAD protein signal transduction. Gene Ontology annotation, molecular function: cytokine activity; growth factor activity. The record is from RefSeq and is a predicted model, not a curated record. NCBI's taxonomy places the organism in Eukaryota, Metazoa, Chordata, Mammalia, Rodentia, Octodontidae. The transcript has 2 exons. Gene Ontology annotation, cellular component: extracellular region.
CCUCCCCUCUGGUUCCAUCUAGACUCACCACUUGAGGGCUCCGGAAGCUCAGGCCCCCUUCCAGCCCCCCCCUCCCGCCUGCUGACCCCGCCCCUGGCCCACGAGGUGCUUAGCCCCGCCCCAGGCCAGGUCCCGACUUUGGCGACCCUUCCCGCUCCGGCCAUUCCCUGGAAGAUGCUACCGCCGCGACGUGGUUCCAGCCACCACACCCUCCUCCUCCUCGCGCUACUGCUGCCAUCACUGUCCAUGGCCCGGGCCCCCGCGCCCCCGGGCCCCACCGCAGCCCUGCUGCAGGCGCUUGGGCUCCAUGACGCGCCUCGGGGCGCCCCCAAGGCCAGGCCGGUGCCUCCACUCAUGUGGCGACUGUUCCGCCGUCGCGACCCCCAAGAGGCCAGGGUUGGCCAGCGAUGGACGUCCCUAGGGACCACCCCGCGACCGUGCCACGUGGAGGAGUUGGGGGUCGCCGGGAACAUCGUGCGCCACAUCCCGGAUCGCGGUGCGCCCGCCCGGCCCCCGGAGCCCUCUGCCUCGGCGUCGUGUCCCGAGUGGACUGUGGACUUUGACCUGUCGGCCGUGGAGCCCUUGGAGCUAGCAAGCCUGGCUCGCCUGGAGCUGCGGUUUGCGGCGGCGGGUCCCGGUGCUGCGGUGGCUGUGGGCAGCUGGGAGCUGAGCGUGGCGCCCGCGGGCCCCGGGCCCGUGCUGCUGCGCCAGGAGGUGCGCGCCCUGGGGCCACUGGUGCACGCCGAGCUGCCGGGCACGCCCUGGGCCCCGCACGUGUCUGCCCCACGCAGUCUCCGCCUGGCGCUAGCACUGCGGCCCCAAGUGCCCGCUGCCUGCGCCCGCCUGGCCGAAGCUGCGCUGCUGCUGGUGACCCUAGAUCCGCGCCUGUGCCACCCCUUGGGCCGACUCAGGCGAGAGGCCGAGCCUGCGGUGGGCGGCGUCUCCAGCGGCGCUGGCGGCGUCUCCAGGGGCGCUUGCCGCGCGCGGCGACUGUAUGUGAGCUUCCGCGAGGUGGGCUGGCACCGCUGGGUCAUUGCGCCGCGCGGCUUCCUGGCCAACUACUGCCAGGGCCACUGUGCGCUGCCCGGGCCCGGGGCGCCGCCUGCGCUCAACCAUGCAGUGUUGCGCGCGCUCAUGCACGCGGCCUCGCCCAGCAACGCCGGCCUGCCCUGCUGCGUGCCCGCGCGCCUGUCGCCCAUCUCUGUGCUCUUCUUUGACAACAGCGACAACGUGGUCUUGCGGCACUACGAGGACAUGGUGGUGGACGAGUGUGGCUGCCGCUGACCACAGUAAACACCUGUGCGGUUUCCUCUGCGUCCCCAGGAGCGGGGAGGAACCAUACUGCACCUCCUGAUGACCCUGGCAGGGCAGGGCAGG